Trichomycterus rosablanca is the source of this 2617-nucleotide messenger RNA. It is a transcript of the gene smad6a, whose product is annotated as SMAD family member 6a. Bases 872 to 2230 code for a protein of 452 amino acids. Gene Ontology annotation, biological process: regulation of transcription by RNA polymerase II; cell differentiation; anatomical structure morphogenesis. Gene Ontology annotation, molecular function: I-SMAD binding; transcription regulator inhibitor activity. The transcript has 4 exons. The record is from RefSeq and is a predicted model, not a curated record. NCBI's taxonomy places the organism in Eukaryota, Metazoa, Chordata, Actinopteri, Siluriformes, Trichomycteridae. Gene Ontology annotation, cellular component: heteromeric SMAD protein complex.
GUGUGUGUGUGUGUGUGUGUGUGUGUGUGUGUAUAGAAGAGAAAGGAACGGUAAGGCGCAAUUGUAGGACCCCGUUCAUCUCGCGCACACAGCGAUUGGAUUUAAAGGGCACGACUUCUGCGCACACAUGAAAUGCACCUAUUUGUUUUGCACUGAACCGAUUUAUGUAUCGGAAUUAGGAGUCGGAUUCUGUUGUUUCAGAUCAAAUCGGAUCGGAAAAUGAUCCAUUGAUGCGCCUGUGCGGAUCUUAAGGACUGCUUGAGCGAGGUUGGUCUUAAAAGAUCUGGAGAUCUGUUUUACUCCACCUUGUUAUGAUCUGUAAAUGUAAUAUAUAAGAACAAUUUAAACACUGCACACGAAUGCACAGGAUUGUUUGGGUCUAUUCAUCUAUAAAGCCUUUCUCAAAGUUACUCUUAUUCCCAUGUUGUGCGGACCUGACGUUGCAUCGUAUUUGUUGGGACUUUGACGCUGCACCGUGUUUGUGGGGACCGUGACGCUGCGCCGCUUGGUGGGGACCUCAUGGCUGCACCGUUUCUUUCUGGUAUGUAAAGCUGCCCCUUGUGAGGACUUUGACGCUGCACCGUUUUGUGGGGACCUCAAGGCUGCACCGUUUCUUUCUGGUAUGUAAAGCUGCCCCUUGUGAGGACCUGGCACUGCACCGUUUCUUCUGGGGACCUAUGUGACAGCGUCCCCACUUCGCUGCAGACCUGCUACGAUCGUCGAGUCUGAUGUUGCGGUCUGGCUCGGAGGAAUGCGCCCUUGGCUGUAAGUGUGGGCUUGCGCAUAUAGCCUUGAUGUCGGACUCUGAACAUAAUCAGGAUCGGGAGCAGACGUAGGAAAAAGCUCGCAUGAGAAACGGCUAAGGAGUCGUAUGUUCAGGACGAGACGCGGCGCUCUGGUUCGGCGACUCUGGAGAAGCCGUUUGAUCGCAGACGCAGUGGAGGCCGAUGGAGGCUCCAAGAGCAGAGAAGAUCCGGAGAAGGUCUCCGACACGGAGGGGGCUGGAGAGGAGGCGGGAGAUCCUCGAGGAUCGAGCAACACCCUGGCUUUGGUGGAAAGUUCAGGAUCAGAGGUUUUUUUAGACCAAGAACACAUCCAGGUGGACAUGUGUGUCCUGGACCGGCAUCCAGUACUUACAUCAGAGGACAGUGAUAGCAGCACAGUGACCUGCUGUUGGUUUAGAAGAGAUCAGCACUCUCAGGACCGUGAUGGACUUGGUCCAGGAGAAUCAAGAACUCGUACCUUAUUUGAACAAGAACUCGAAAGGUGUACCUAUGCACUUCUUAAAAAGUUGAAACAGAAGCCGUUGGGCAUCUUGUUAGAGGCAGUGGAGUCCAAAGGGGCGGUACUGGGCGGUUGUGUUAAUGCGCCCCAAGCCGAGCUGCAAGUCAGCAGCCAUGUUGUGUCUCCUCAGUACCUGCUGUGUAGGUUUUUUCGUUGGCCAGACCUAAAGCUUGCAGCUCCACUCAAGGCUCUGUGCCACUGUCAGAGUUUUGGGGUGCCCAGUGGAGAAGCAUCAUGCUGCAAUCCCUAUCAUUACAGCCGCCUUUUUGGACCAGAUUCGCCCCCUCCUCCGUACUCACAGCUCUCCCCCAAGCUAGGACAGGAGUCUCUGGAUCCGUUACAGCCAGCAUUACCUUCUACUGAGCUCGAGGCGACAGUUUCACCCAGCAGCACACCCGGGGACCACUCAAAUGCCAUCACGUCUCCCUCUUCACACGGACGUACUCACUGGUGUAACGUGGCAUACUGGGAGCACCGGACCCGCGUUGGCCGCCUCUAUCCCGUGUACGACUCCUCCCUCAGCAUCUUUUAUGAUCUACCUCAGGGCACAGGCCUCUGUCUAGGCCUUCUGCCCAACACGGGCCACGCAAGCUCCUCGGUCCAGCGGGCCCGAGCCAAGAUCGGCCACGGCAUCCUGCUCAGCCAAGAGGCCGACGGCGUGUGGGCCUAUAAUCGCAGUCAGCACCCUGUGUUCAUCAACUCGCCCACUCUGGAAUUCCUCAGUUGCCGUAGCCCCACCGUCACAAGGGUAAUGCCAGGCUACUCCAUUAAAGUGUUUGACUAUGACAUGUCAUGCCAAAUCGGGCACCGGGUGCACCGGGAAGGCCCGUACGAUCCAAACAGCGUGAGGAUCAGCUUCGCCAAGGGCUGGGGCCCAUGCUAUUCGAGACAGUUUGUAACGUCAUGCCCUUGCUGGCUUGAGAUUCUGCUUAAUAACCACAGAUAGCACAGAGACGACCUCACUGUGCCCACUUACUUAAAAACUCACCCUCCGACACAGGCACACGCAUACAUUCACAGUCCCUAAAUGUAUUUUAUCUAGAUUUAAUAUAAAGUUUUAUAUAUGCAUAUUAUAUAAAGGACAUUAUAUGUGUAAAUAAUGAGUUCUUUUUACAGUGUAAUUAUUUAUAUAAGGUGCAAUGUGUAACGGGCAUAAGGAAAAAAGAUGUUCAGGUGAUGCAGUUCAGAUUCUGUGCGCUCACAUGGAAUCUUUGCCAUUUUUUGCUAAAAGAUGUGUACAGAGAACCUGGUUUUGGUGUAUAGUUUUCAUACAGUCAAUACCCAGAUGAUAAGUACCAUCGCCAUAUUGAUAAUAAAGUAUUCAAGAGUAUAA